AUGACACAAAGCCGUCAAUCUACCCGCGUCUCCCUGCGAUGGCCACCCGAGCCAGCCUUUGAAUCGACGGACACGCUCGUUCUCUCGGUGAAAUACUGGUACGUCGACGUCCGCGUCGACAAAGAAUCCGGCCGUCUCGACUGGGGGAUUGCAGGACAAAGACUCGUGGAGAGCAAGGAGCCAAGCAAAGUACUCUUCACGCAUGAGAUCGACUCCCACAACGCCUUUGACGCGGUAGACUGCGGGACGUUCGUGCAGCUUCCAAACGGCGAUGAUUUGGAGACGGGCGAGAUGCCGCGUCCAGAUCUGCCUGGUGCGCCGGUGAGAGCGUAUGAGGAGGUGUGGAGGGCAUUAUCGUUUCGAACUGGGCCUGAGGGCUCCCCGGGGGGAAUAUCGUGGGUGUUGGAGUCGGAGGAGAAUGAAGAAGCGGAAGCUGUUACUGUAGCGAUCAAGAAGACAUUUCUCGCUCGGAUCUGGGGCUCGUACCUUGCUGUUCAGCAGGAACUGACCGUUAGGCGAUGGCGAGAAGGUGGUGAGUGGAAGAAGACCGUCGUUACGGGAGGGGAGGUGAGUGCGCGCCGUGAGGAGUGGGAAGGGACGCAGUGGACGCCCGUGUAUGUCGUCGGCGAGCAGGGCGAGACGCUUCCCUCGCUGGGCAGAAGUGUCAACGAUGGAUUGCAGGUACCAGGGAACGAGGCCGUCGUGGUGGAGGGUCAGAGGUUCCUGGUGAGGGCGUUCGAAACAGCAGACUGUUGA
Molecule: messenger RNA, 756 nt
Organism: Penicilliopsis zonata CBS 506.65
Lineage: Eukaryota; Fungi; Ascomycota; Eurotiomycetes; Eurotiales; Aspergillaceae
Exons: 3
Coding region: 1-756 (251 amino acids)
Source: RefSeq, a predicted model, not a curated record